This is a messenger RNA of Meloidogyne enterolobii, 283 nucleotides long. Lineage: Eukaryota; Metazoa; Nematoda; Chromadorea; Rhabditida; Meloidogynidae. The record is from the annotation of a GenBank genome assembly.
UUUUAAAAAAGCAAAAAAACAAUCAAGAAUGCCGUUAGCUGUUGAUCUUCUCCAUCCUGACCCAGUGAAGGAACAGCAAAAACACAAACUUAAACGUCUUGUUCAACAUCCAAAUUCUUUUUUUAUGGAUGUUAAGUGUCCUGGAUGUUAUAAAAUUACGACCGUUUUUUCGCAUGCCCAAUCUGUUGUGGUCUGUGUUGGUUGUAGUACAGUGCUUUGCCAGCCUACAGGUGGAAAGGCCCGUUUAGUUGAAGGAUGCUCUUUCCGCAAAAAGGGACACUAA